Cyphellophora europaea CBS 101466 is the source of this 1545-nucleotide messenger RNA. RefSeq lists its product as uncharacterized. Gene Ontology annotation, cellular component: nucleus; mitochondrion. Bases 1 to 1545 code for a protein of 514 amino acids. The transcript is spliced from 2 exons. Gene Ontology annotation, molecular function: single-stranded DNA 5'-3' DNA exonuclease activity. NCBI's taxonomy places the organism in Eukaryota, Fungi, Ascomycota, Eurotiomycetes, Chaetothyriales, Cyphellophoraceae. Gene Ontology annotation, biological process: interstrand cross-link repair. The record is from RefSeq and is a predicted model, not a curated record.
AUGUCCCACGAUCUCGAUGAUUUCAGUGAUUUCGAUAACGAAGACCUCACCAUCCUUGAAGAACUACUUCAGAAGGUCGAAGCUGAUGAAACGCGUCACUUUAUCAUUGCAGAUAUAGAAGAUGUUGAAGCACCGCGUGGGCUUCGAUUGCCGGCAUCUCCGACGCGUCUUCUCAACUCGCAAGCCAACGGUGCUAUACGACGCGAGGAAGUCCCAGAAGCCGCACCCGAAUCAGCUCCGACAACAGCACUCGAGUCAGCUCCAGAAGUAGCGGAACCAGAUACGCGAUCACCUCUCGAAAGAUUCCGCCGACCGCCCAAGAAGGCCUUCUCCGUGACAGACCUCGUAUCUCCAUCUUGGUGCGAGCUUCAGUACUUCUAUACAUUGUCAAGGCAUGGCCGAAAGAGACGAACACCUGCGAUGAAGCAGGGAACUCAAGUUCAUCAAGCCCUCGAAGAAGAACUCCAUAUUACCGUCCCUGUUGAUGUCCCAACGAAAGAGGACGGCUGGGGCCUUCGGAUAUGGAACAUUAUUCAAGGUUUGAGAACACUACAACAAACCGGCCGAACAAGAGAGCUUGAGGUUUGGGGAACUGUCGGCGGCGAACUUGUCAACGGCAUUAUCGACGAAGUCAGCUACGAAUGUCCAGAUUCAAACCUCGAAGAAAAGCCGACCUCCCACAAGAAAUCAGCACACGAAGUACCCGAACAUCAAACAAGUAUCAAAGAUAUCCUUUCUACCGCUGCAAAGAGAGAGAAUGGAAAGUCAUUGUCAGAUGCGCUUCUACCGAAACCACAGUCGAAGAAGAUCUACAUCACGGACAUCAAAACGCGGCAGAGCAAAAGCCUACCCACACCAAAUGCCAUGAAGCCAACCAUUCUUCAGUUGCACCUCUACCAUCAUAUGUUGGAGAAUAUGGCGCAAGGCAAUUUCGCUCUUGAACGUCUGGCUGAACGCUAUAGCUUUGAUGUGAAUCAGACAUUCUCCGACUCAUUUAUCGCACAAGUGGGAAGCCUCAAUCAGGAGCUCGAAACUCCGACCUCGUCGACUUCUGAAGAUUCCAUGGUUUUACUCCUGAGGUACAACAAACUAACAGACUUAUGGGAUUUCAUGAUUGGUCAAAUGAAACAGGCAUUCCUGCUUCCAGCAGAGAACAUACCCAUGUCCACUCCACAGUCCUUGGUCGAUCUUCCUGUUCCCGAAAACCAGCCAACACGUUUGUCGCCUAUUUUGACGGUGGAGUACCUUUCGGCAUGGUAUCAACACCGGCCUGGCGAGACGACAGGCCAACACUCCCUCGGCCGCAAAUCCUUUGUCUUCGAUGCCGAGUAUCUCAAGAACUACCUAGAGGAUAGUCUGGCUUGGUGGCAUGGAGAGCGUGAAGCAAAAGGCGUUGAGCUGCAAGAAGCAUGGAAAUGUCGACAUUGUGAUUUCCGGAAUGAUUGCGAAUGGAUUCACAGUCGAGACAGUGAAGCUCUCAAUGAAGCCUUGGCUAGGAAGAGCCUGAGGCAAGAAGCUUUUAAGCCCGAGACGAGUCAUGUAUAA